UACCUAGUUUUAGAGAGAGAAACAAAGAGGGGCAAUUAUGGAAUGUGGUGGUGCAGCAGGAGGUAGAGAUGGCUUCCAUAGCUACAGAAGGCAACAACCUAAGCCAACCUCGGCUUUGAAUGUAUUGUUGACCACAAAUAAGUCAUCCUCUGCCAACAACACUCACAACAGCAACCACCAGCAAUCAAAUAGUCGAAACGUUGCGGCCAACUCCCCUGUGACUGGCUCUAUCCCUGCCUCGAUCGCUGCUACCAACAAUGAGCAGAGCCAACAAUGCAUUGUGCGGGAGCAAGACCAAUAUAUGCCGAUCGCUAAUGUGAUACGCAUCAUGCGACGAAUCUUACCCUCUCAUGCAAAGAUAUCUGAUGAUGCAAAGGAAACCAUCCAAGAAUGCGUGUCUGAGUACAUCAGCUUCAUUACUGGUGAGGCCAACGAGCGAUGCCAAAGGGAGCAGCGUAAGACAGUAACAGCAGAGGAUGUCCUUUGGGCCAUGGGGAAGCUAGGGUUUGACGAUUACAUUGAGCCAUUAACUGUCUUUCUCAAUCGCUACCGCGAGUCGGAGAGUGAUCGAAUGCGUACGGAACCGAUCCUGAGGCGCAAUGUAGAUUAUGGACCACAAGUCGGGAUGGUAACACCGUAUGGCCAGACAUUUCAGAUAGGGCACGUCCCAAUAGGAAUGUUUGAUGCAAUGGGCGGGUACUACGAUGGAGGUGGCAAUGGCGGGUCGAGCUCGGGCAAUGGUAGUCAACUUUGAUAUGAGUUCGAAGUAAAAUAUGACUAUAUAUAUA
Cucurbita moschata (crookneck pumpkin) is the source of this 788-nucleotide messenger RNA. Its product is annotated as nuclear transcription factor Y subunit B-9-like. Gene Ontology annotation, molecular function: DNA-binding transcription activator activity, RNA polymerase II-specific; protein heterodimerization activity; RNA polymerase II cis-regulatory region sequence-specific DNA binding. The record is from RefSeq and is a predicted model, not a curated record. Gene Ontology annotation, biological process: regulation of transcription by RNA polymerase II. Lineage: Eukaryota; Viridiplantae; Streptophyta; Magnoliopsida; Cucurbitales; Cucurbitaceae. Gene Ontology annotation, cellular component: nucleus; CCAAT-binding factor complex. The transcript is spliced from 2 exons. Bases 38 to 754 code for a protein of 238 amino acids.